This is a messenger RNA of Spirodela intermedia, 1062 nucleotides long. Lineage: Eukaryota; Viridiplantae; Streptophyta; Magnoliopsida; Alismatales; Araceae. The record is from the annotation of a GenBank genome assembly.
AUGGCGGCGGUGCCGCCAAUGGACCCCUACGAUCUCCUCCGUGCAAGCCUCAACCCCGACGGCACCCUCAACCGCAGCAAUCUGCUCCGCCUCCUCCCCCCCGGCGGCGCCGCCUCCUCCACCGCCGCUGCCGCCGUCGCCGUCGAGAAGGUCCCCCUCAACCCCUCCCACGGCACCCACCUCUGGAUCUUCCUCCCGGGCUGCGACCCGGCGGCGCCGCCGCUCCCGGUGGUGUUCUACGUCCCCGGCGGCGGCUUCAUCAUCUUCAACGCCGAAAUCGGCCCCUUCCUCAGCUCCUGCCGCCGCUUCGCCGGCGAGCUCCCCGCCGUCGUCGUUGCCCUACAGCACCGCCUCGCCCCCGAGCACCGCCUCCCCGCCGCCCAUGACGAUGCCGUCGCCGCCCUCCUCUGGCUCCGCCACCAGGCCGCCGCAGCAGCCGACCAGGCGGCGCCGCCACCGUGGCUCUCCGGCCGCCGCGCAGACUUCUCCCGGUGCUUCCUCCUCGGCAGCUCCUCCGGCGGCAACAUAGUCUACCACGCUCUCCAUCGCCUCCUAGCGGAGGGGGAAGAAGACCUGCGGCCGCUGGAGAUCCGAGGGGUCGUCUUCAACGAGCCCUUCUUCGGCGGCGCCGCCAGGACACCCUCGGAGACGUCGACGGACCUCCCGAUCAACGACCUUCUCUGGGAGCUCGCCCUCCCGGAGGGUACCGACAGGGACCACCCUUUCUGCAACCCCUUGCUCCGCCAUCACCACUGGCGGCGGCGCCGGUGGCUGCCGAGAUGCCUCAUCCGGUGCUACCUCGGGGACCCGCUCAUCGACCGCCUGAGGGCCCUCGCGGCGGAGCUCCGCCACCAGGCGGCGAAGCUGGUGACGCUGUUCGACGCCGACGGUUUCCAUGGCAUCGAACUCUACGACCCAAGUAAGUUCCAGUCCCUCAUCGACGACCUCAAGCUCUUCAUCUCUUCUUCUUCUUCUUCUUCCCCGCCGCCUCCGGCGGCGGCGGCGGCGGCGGCGGCGGAGGAGGAGGAAGAAAAAGAACACGCCAGCGGUGGCCGUUUUUAA